This is a messenger RNA of Acaulospora morrowiae, 131 nucleotides long. NCBI's taxonomy places the organism in Eukaryota, Fungi, Glomeromycota, Glomeromycetes, Diversisporales, Acaulosporaceae. The record is from the annotation of a GenBank genome assembly.
AUUAUCCAUUAAUAGAAUGUUUCGGAAGGACACAAUCACAAACUUUAUUUAUAUGGCUUACCGACGAUUCACAAAGCACAUUUCAAGUUUGUGGCGCAAUGUUCUUGCAGAAGAAUGAAAGUAUCGAAUAA